Mugil cephalus (flathead mullet) is the source of this 3734-nucleotide messenger RNA. RefSeq names its product hyaluronan-mediated motility receptor (RHAMM) (gene hmmr). The transcript has 20 exons. The coding region runs from base 111 to 3248 and encodes 1045 amino acids. Gene Ontology annotation, cellular component: membrane. Lineage: Eukaryota; Metazoa; Chordata; Actinopteri; Mugiliformes; Mugilidae. Gene Ontology annotation, molecular function: hyaluronic acid binding. The record is from RefSeq and is a predicted model, not a curated record.
UUCAGCGGCCAGGAGUUUGUUGUUGUCUGUGUCUGUGUCAUCCGGAGCUGCUCCGCAGCCUUCGCGACUCUGUUGGAAAUUCAAAAUUAGCCACACACACUGGUUCAGAAAUGUCUUUUUCGAGAGCCCCGUUGAAGAGGUUCAACGAGAACGUGGGUUGCGCCCCUGCACCAGGGUCCUAUGAGGUCAAACCUGGGGAACUGAAGGGAGCUGCGUCCUUCGACAAAUCCGAUCGAUUCAGGCCUGUUAAAGCAGCGGCUCCUGCGGCCCUUCCUCCGCCACCGUCCCCUUCUAGAAGUGUGUUCGUGUCUCCCAUCCGGAGGACCAUGUCCGUGGACGGUCUUGUCGAAGGAUCUAAUGUGAAGAAGGACAAGAAUGGUAUGACGGUGGAAAGGAAGCAGCAGAAACUCUUGGAGAAAGAGAUCCGCUCCUUGGUGCACCAGCGAGGGGAGCAGGAUCGCCGGUUGCUUGCCCUGGAAGAGGAGUUGAAGAAGGUGGAGUCCAAGCUGCUGGCUGCAGUCAGGGAGAAGACGGGCCUGGCUGCCAAUGUAACCACACUUGAAAGACAGCGAGCUGAACUCAAGAAAGUCAAUGAGUUCCUAAAAAACAAGGUUUCUGCUGAUACUACGAAAAAGAAAAUCAAUUCUCUCUCAAUGGAGUUGAUGGAGGCUAGGAACAACUUGGAUGCUAAAAAUAAGGAGCUGAGUGUCCUGCAGAUUAACACCGAAGGCCAACUGAAGGUGUUAGAAACUGACCUCCAAGCUGCCAAGGCUACUGUCACUACUCUAAAGGACAGGAAUAAAGACUUGGAGGACCUUCAUCAAGUGACUAAGACCCAGAAUGAAGACUUGGAGAAUGAAAAUGCUAGAUUACAUGCUGUGAUACGAGAGCUGCGGGAGGAGGUCCAAGCUUUGCAGGGAUACCUGGACUCUGCAAAUGACCAGAUCCAGGAUCUCCGAUUGAAGAUCCAAGAGAAAACACAAGAGACUACUACAGCUGGUUCUCAAGCUGAGAAACUACACCAAGUAGAGACUGAACUUGAGCAACGCACUACAGAGCUAGAAACCACUAAAGAUGUGCUGAGACAAAAAGAGGAGGAGGCCCACGAAUGUCAGCAAGAGCUGCAGACAGCAAAGGAGGCUUUAUUUGAAGUGGAAAAGACGCUGGAGAAACAAGAGCAGGAGUUUAAGUCUUCUCAAAAAGCUUUGUGUCACAUGGAGGAGCGAAUAAAGUUGGCCCAUCAAGAAGUUCAAGACUCGCAAGCGACAGUUCGCCAGCAGGAGGUAGAACUUGUUCGACUGAGGGAGGUGCUCAGGAGAACAGAGUGGGAGCUGGAUGAGAGAGUGGCACACCUUGAACAGAGGUGUCUGUUUUCAGAGGAAGAGAGAAGCAAGACUCAGGAGGAAGGGCUGAGGAGAGUGGAGGAGUUGAAGAUGGAGCUGAACUUGCUGAAGGAGGCUAAGAAAGACGAGCAAGAGAGACGGAUUGAGCUCGAGCAGGAACUUGCUGCUCUUAAUGAGGAAUUGACAAAAGAAAAGGCACUCGUGGAUUCUCUGUCUGUGCUGGUGGAGCAGGAGAGGGAGGAGUCUGAGGAACGGUCAAGACAGCUGAAGGAGGAGAUGGAGGAGGUGCUGGGGGAGCUUGCUGUCAUGGAGGAUCAGGAGCAGAGGAGGAUGGAGGUGGCGGAGAAGAGUCAGGGGGAAAUCCAGACGCUGCAAAAGGAAAAUGAGGAACUGGAAACACAGCUUUGCAAUACAAGGACUCUUUUGGAGGGUAAGAGCAACGAUGUGGCAGCAAUGAAAGAGAAACAUCUAGCUGUCACCAGAGAGCUCCAAGAGGCAUACACCAGCUCUCUGAGCAAGAUGGGAGAUAUUGUCACAGAGCUGGAAAGCACCAAAGAGGCUCUAAAGGAAGCGAAGGGGAGACAGAGAGAACUGGAGGAGGAGAUGGAGAGAGUGACCUGUAGAAUGAAGGAGGAGAUGGAGAAAAUGGCUGACCAGAAAGAGGAGGAGAUCAGGAGGGUGAAGGAGGGGUUUGAAGAGAACCAGACGAGACAUUUAGCUGAAGUGAAAGCCAGGGAGGAGAAUUCAAGUAUGUUGCUGGAGGUGCAGACUUGUCUUGCUCAAAAAGACGAGGAGUUGAAGGCCACGGAGGCGAGCUACGCGGCUCAAAUCGGUCAGUUACAGCGCGAGCUGCAUCUGCAAACAAAGGAGAAGGAAGAGGCGCUGGGCCAACUGGAGGAACAGAGAGGGCAUAUUAUUACCGGACUUCAAAGUGAGAAGGAAAAAGCCCAAAAGCUGGUGAAGGAGGUCCGCCAGGAAAAGGAGCAAAUAAUUCAACAGCUCCAACAAGAAAGAGAGGAGAAAGUUAAAAUUCAGACAGCUCUUCAGGAGGGGCGAGAAGCAUUGGAGGUUGAAAGGAAAGAUCACCAGCAGGUUAGGUCAGAGGUGCUCAGACUACAGGCCACGCUUGAGAGCAUAGACAAGGAACGGAAGAGUCUGCUGUCUCAGGUAGAGCUCAAAGACCAGUCGAGAUGUGCUCUUGAAAAUCAACUAAGCACUGCCGAGCAGGACAGAGGUCAGCUUCAGUCUCGCCUGGAUGUGGUUGAACAAGAAAGUGUGAGCCUCCAGGCCCAACUAGAGCUUAUGAAGGAGAAGAUGCGGGGUCUGCAGCUCGAGAUGGAAGGACAUCGCCAAGACGGACAAGCUCUGAGGGAUCAGGUGAAAGUACUGACUCAGGAGAAGGUCACGCUGCAGUGGGAGAUGGAAGAGCAGCGGCAGGAGCUCCAAGGACAAAUAACCGAAGCACAGGAGAAGAGCUCCCAAAGUUCACAGGCUGAUCACUGGAAGCAACAAUAUGAAGAGCUGUUUGCAAAAGUCAGGCCCUUCCAGGAGCAGCUCAAUGCGUUUGCAGCAGAGCGAAAUGCACUAGUUAAUGAGAACGGAGCAAACCAGGAGGAAUUAAACAAAUUGGCCGACGCUUACGCUCGCCUCCUGGGGCACCAGAACCAGAAGCAGAAGAUCAAACACGUGAUGAAGCUGAAAGAUGAGAACAUCUCUCUAAAACAGGAGGUGUCAAAGCUUCGUUUCCAGGUGAGCAAGCAGAAGAGUGAUCUGGAGCAGCUGAAGUCAAAGCUCCCCGGUGCUCCUCGCCGAAGGUUUGAUCCCAGCAAAGCCUUCCAGCACGACAAGGAGAACAGGCCGACUGAAACAACUGAACCUCUUAAAGAAGGAAACCAAUAUGAGUAGUGGAGCGCUCCUAGCGGACGGGACAGACAGCUAAUGGGUGGGCAUAUACACCUAUGAUUUUAUCCAUAAUUUAUAAAUAUAGCCAGUAGCCCACAUAUUAACGGUUUACAGGCUUUUAUGUCAAAUUGUUUUAUAGAUGGUAUGAGGAUAUAAUUGUGUGCUGUUAGGAUUUUACCUUUUGUUUUUGUUUUUUUGUUUUUUAAAGAAAUGUUAGCAUGUCGUGUGUGUGAAUAAUGAAUACAGCACCGUUUGUGUUUUGGUUUUUAAAUGAGGAAGUUGGUGAAUUUCAGUGUAGCUUGCUUUUAGUCAGAAAAGCACUAAUCGGCAUUAAAAAAUAUACAUAAAAUGUGCCAAAAUUUGAAUUUUAUUCUUGUAACCUCCUUAGCAAUGCUUAGGUUAGCGGGACUUGUAAUACUGCCUUGUGGGAUAGCUCUAUACAAAUUUAAUCUUUUGUAAAUAAAGACAGCCUUUAAUACUCUUCAUAAA